Molecule: messenger RNA, 1161 nt
Organism: Neoarius graeffei (lesser salmon catfish)
Lineage: Eukaryota; Metazoa; Chordata; Actinopteri; Siluriformes; Ariidae
Gene: uncx4.1
Product: Unc4.1 homeobox (C. elegans)
Exons: 3
Coding region: 1-1161 (386 amino acids)
Biological process (GO): regulation of DNA-templated transcription
Molecular function (GO): sequence-specific double-stranded DNA binding; DNA-binding transcription factor activity, RNA polymerase II-specific
Source: RefSeq, a predicted model, not a curated record
AUGAUGGACAGUAGGAUGCUGGAGCACCCGCGCGCGCAGUACGGUAUGGCCGGUGUCGGUUUCCCGUACCACCUCAGCCACCACCACCGCCAUGUCUACGACAUCACCGGACACCAGAUGCAGACUGUUGCUCCUUUUUCUAUAGACGGAUUAUUAAACGGCUCCUGCUCGGCCUCCGUAGUCAGCUCCAGUCCUCUGCUCGCGACCGGGUGCGCCGUUAAUGCGGACAAUCAGGCGUACAAACUCACCGAUGCUGGAGAUCUGGAGAAAGAGAGUCCUGGCUGUAAACGGAGACGAACCCGGACAAACUUCACCGGCUGGCAGCUGGAAGAGCUCGAGAAAGCGUUUACUGAGAGCCACUAUCCAGAUGUGUUCAUGCGCGAGGCGCUCGCGCUCCGUCUGGAUCUGGUCGAGUCACGUGUGCAGGUCUGGUUUCAGAAUCGGAGAGCCAAAUGGAGGAAGAAGGAGAACACGAAAAAAGGUCCUGGUAGACCGGCGCACAACUCUCACCCCACCACGUGCAGCGGAGAGCCCAUGGACCCGGAAGAGAUCGCACGGCGCGAGCUACAGCGCCUCGAGAAGAAGAAACGCAAACAAGAACGGAAGCUGCUGAAAUCCCAGAACAAGUUCUUGCCCUCUGAGCUGCUCCACACACCGGGUUCCGACAGCGACGUGUCUCAGAGCACCGACAACGAAUCUGCACAACGCCCCACGUCCAGCGCACACACGCGCCAACCCGAGCCCAUCCCCGACCCCGACCCCGACCCCGACGCACACACCCGGAACCUGGCCCUGUGUCCCGGUGCCAAUUUCACACGCCCUUCCUCCUUACACAAGCUCAACCCUUUCAGUGUGGAGAGCUUGCUCGCUGACUCCAGUCCCAAACGGAAGCCGGCGCCAUUUUCUUCCGAUUUUCCUCAAACACCUGUCGUCGGUAAAGGUCACUUCCUGUUGUACCCCAUCACGCAGCCUUUGGGUUUUAUUGUCCCGCAAAAAAACAGUGACUCCAGUGCAGACAGCACACACUGCCCCGAGGCUAAAAGACCGAAAAGCGAUCAGCUUUCACUUGGAGCACAUCACACACACACCACACACACCACACCCUGCGGCCAGGAAGAGAAGUCAGACGCAGAUAUAAAGAGUGAAGGAGCGAAAGAGUGA